CGCCAGCCGCAGACCCGUCCAGCGUCGCGAGACUAGAGCGUAAACGGCGCCUCCCAGCCGCCGCAGCAGCCGUCAUGAAGGCCGUAGUGCAGCGCGUCACCCGGGCCAGUGUCACAGUCGGAGGAGAGCAGAUCAGUGCCAUUGGACAAGGCCUCUGUGUGUUGCUGGGUAUUUCUCUGGAAGAUACACAGAAAGAAUUGGAGUACAUGGUCCGAAAGAUUUUAAACCUGCGUGUGUUUGAGGAUGAGAGCGGAAAGCACUGGUCGAAAAGUGUGAUGGACAAACAGUAUGAGGUGCUCUGUGUCAGCCAGUUCACCCUGCAGAGUAUCCUCAAGGGGAACAAGCCUGACUUCCACCUGGCCAUGCCCACAGCACAGGCUGAGGGCUUCUACAACAGCUUCCUGGAGCAGCUGCGGAAGGCAUACAGACCAGAGUUUAUCAAAGAUGGCAAGUUUGGUGCCUAUAUGCAAGUUCACAUUCAGAACGAUGGGCCUGUGACCAUAGAACUGGAAUCUCCAGCUGCUGGUGCCACCACUUCUGACCCAAAGCAGCUGUCAAAGGUUGAAAAACAGCAGCAGCGGAAAGAAAAGACCAGAGCCAAGGGACCUUCUGAAUCAAGCAAAGAAAGAAACGCUCCUCGGAAAGAAGACUGCAGUGCCAGCAGUGGGGCAGAGGGGGAUGUGUCGUCUGAGCGGGAGCCAUAG
Messenger RNA from Chrysochloris asiatica (Cape golden mole), 704 nucleotides. RefSeq names its product D-tyrosyl-tRNA(Tyr) deacylase 1-like. The transcript has 5 exons. The record is from RefSeq and is a predicted model, not a curated record. Lineage: Eukaryota; Metazoa; Chordata; Mammalia; Afrosoricida; Chrysochloridae. Gene Ontology annotation, molecular function: D-tyrosyl-tRNA(Tyr) deacylase activity. Gene Ontology annotation, cellular component: cytoplasm. Bases 75 to 704 code for a protein of 209 amino acids. Gene Ontology annotation, biological process: tRNA metabolic process.